Messenger RNA from Serpula lacrymans var. lacrymans S7.9, 487 nucleotides. RefSeq lists its product as uncharacterized. NCBI's taxonomy places the organism in Eukaryota, Fungi, Basidiomycota, Agaricomycetes, Boletales, Serpulaceae. The transcript has a single exon. The record is from RefSeq and is a predicted model, not a curated record. The annotation marks the transcript as partial.
GCCGCCGACGUCUCUUGUCACUCUUCCCGCGUGCUUGGCCGUCGUCCUGCCAAGCUUCAUCCACAGAAACGUUAAAACGCCUAACAUCACGUUUCUUAUAUCAGUCUUUAGCUCUCCAUAUUCCUCCUCCAACAUCCCUCUUCAAAAUUCCUCUAACCAUGGCACUUCGGCUAGAACUUGGAGCUUACGGAUAUACCGUGACCGCAAACUUUAUAUCAGAAGGACUUCCCUGCCAGCUGCAUUCAGCGUUCAACACCAUGGCUUUAACUUCCGAGGGAUAUUCCUGGCACUCACUUGCUUUAGGUCGGAUAGGGCGGACCCGCUGGUGUCCCAUCAGAUAGAGUUUGUCCCCCAGAAUGCCUUGGUUAUACUUAUCAUUGUGUCUUUUUUAUAGGCCCCUUUAUGGCGCUGCUUGGGCCAAUUUGAUCCUCGCUAUCGCUUUAGUGAAUCUUAGGCCUACUCAACUUCAAUACUUUGGUUCUUAUAA